AAGCCACCGCCCCGCCCGCCAGGUCAGCCUCCCUGCUCGGAAGCGGAGCGCAGGGAACGGGCCCCCUUGUCCGGCGACCGCCAAAAGGCUCGGGAAGCCGCGGCUGGCCCCCCGCCAUGCAGGCUCAGCCCCCCUUGCACAGCGGCUACUUCCACCCGGUGCUUCGCUCGUGGCAGGCGACGCCCGCCGCCCUCCACGCCCGGCAUCUCGUCUACCCGAUCUUCGUCUCGGACAGCCAGGAUGCCGUGGAGCCCAUAGCCAGCCUGCCCGGCCAAGCUCGGCGCGGGGUCAACAAGCUGGAGGAGCUGCUGGCCCCCCUGGUGGCCGAUGGGCUGGCGUGCGUGCUGAUCUUCGGCGUCCCAAGCCGGGCCACGAAGGAUGAGCGCGGCUCUGCAGCGGAUGCCAAAGACACCCCCGCCAUCCAGGCCAUACGGGCGAUCCGCUCUUCGUUCCCUGAGCUGCUGGUCGCCUGCGAUGUCUGCUUGUGCCCUUACACCUCCCACGGGCACUGCGGCCUCCUUCGGAAGGACGGCACCCUUGACAAUGAGGCCAGCUGCCGGAGACUCGCUGAGGUGGCCCUGGCCUACGCCAAGGCAGGCUGCCACAUCGUGGCCCCCUCGGAUAUGAUGGACGGGCGCAUCCAUGCGAUCAAGGAGGCCUUGGUGACCAACGGCCUGGGCAAUAAGGUGUCAGUCCUGAGCUACAGUGCCAAAUUUGCUUCCUGCUUCUACGGCCCUUUCAGAGACGCGGCCUUAUCCAAGCCCGCCUUUGGGGACCGGCGGUGUUACCAGCUUCCUCCUGGAUCUCGAGGCUUGGCUCUGCGGGCGGUGGACCGGGAUGUGCAGGAGGGGGCAGACAUGUUGAUGGUGAAGCCUGGGAUGCCCUACCUUGACCUCGUGCGGGAAGUGAAGGACAAACAUCCCAGCCACCCGCUGGCUGUCUACCACGUCUCGGGAGAGUUUGCCAUGCUGUGGCACGGGGCGCAGGCCGGGGCCUUUGACCUGAAGGCGGCAGUGACGGAGGCCAUGGCCGGGUUCAGGCGAGCAGGAGCCGAUGUCAUCAUCACCUACUAUGCGCCUCAGCUUCUGCGGUGGCUGAAAGAAGACCAGGCGUGAACAGGGUCCAAGAAGGAAGCAUGAAACAGGCUGGAAUAACUGGGUGGCCAAAGGCGGGAAACUUGGAUUUUUUGUUUUUCCGUUUCUCUUUUGCUUCAAAUCUCGCGUUUUAUAAAUUUAAAAGAAAUUUGGCUGCUCCAAGCAAUUUUGUAACAAGAUUCCCAGUCCCUGGCUGAUACACUUUCUUUAAAAACAAAACACUUGCCUUUUCAAAUGCUGCCACAAUGU
Molecule: messenger RNA, 1343 nt
Organism: Notechis scutatus (mainland tiger snake)
Lineage: Eukaryota; Metazoa; Chordata; Lepidosauria; Squamata; Elapidae
Gene: ALAD
Product: aminolevulinate dehydratase
Biological process (GO): heme biosynthetic process
Cellular component (GO): cytosol
Molecular function (GO): porphobilinogen synthase activity; zinc ion binding
Source: RefSeq, a predicted model, not a curated record